AUGGUUGCUGAUAUUUGUGAUGAGAAUGGCUGGCGGUUGAGAGGCGCUCGAUCUCUUGCUGCAGAAAGCCUUCAAAUUCAUCUCACGGGUAUUAUUCUUCCUUCACUCUGUCAGGAUGAUGAUGUGUUUCACUGGGUUAUUGAUGGUGAUCCUAUGCCUCAUUACUCUGCCUCUCGUACUUGGGAGGGAAGAGCUACGAAACAGAGCACCGUUAGUCUCUUGGUCCAGCACAGUGUAUGGUUCAAGAUGGCCACGCCUCGUCACGCCUUCCUCAUGUGGAUUGCGCAUAAUGAUAGAAUGCCUACACGGGUGAGACUAUCAAGCUGGGGUCUAGGGACUUCUACAAGCUGCUGUCUCUGUGAUUCAGCUCUGGAAACAAGAGAUCAUCUUUUUCUGGGUUGUGAAAUCAGUGAACAGAUUUGGAAACUGGUUCUUCGACGGUUGGGCUAUACACAUUCAGCCUUCAUGACUUGGACUUCUUUUAUUGAAUGGAUUUCUCUAAAGGACUCCACUACUCCUUUGAUUCUCAAGAAGCUGGUUGCUCAUGCAACUAUCUACAACAUUUGGGCAGAACGGAAUAAACGCAUGCACCAGGAAAUCUCCUCAACUCCUCCAACGAUCUACAAGCUCAUAGACCACAACAUCAGAGACACAAUCUUGGAGAAGAAAAAAAUCAAGAAGAGCUUCAAAACACUUAUGCUAUCAUGGCUAAGAAAUGUCUAG
Brassica napus (rape) is the source of this 723-nucleotide messenger RNA. RefSeq lists its product as uncharacterized. The record is from RefSeq and is a predicted model, not a curated record. NCBI's taxonomy places the organism in Eukaryota, Viridiplantae, Streptophyta, Magnoliopsida, Brassicales, Brassicaceae. The coding region runs from base 1 to 723 and encodes 240 amino acids. The transcript has 2 exons.